Molecule: messenger RNA, 1993 nt
Organism: Achroia grisella
Lineage: Eukaryota; Metazoa; Arthropoda; Insecta; Lepidoptera; Pyralidae
Product: prostamide/prostaglandin F synthase-like
Exons: 7
Coding region: 9-623 (204 amino acids)
Source: RefSeq, a predicted model, not a curated record
CUUUAAAAAUGUCCACCGAUAUCAAUGUAAUUGGAUCUCAUAGAGUGAAGAGUGUUAUUACUGGGGAGUCAACAGAAAUGAGGAGCUUCUGGCAAAAUCAGAAUGUGGUCAUCAUUUUCUUCCGUCGCUGGGGCUGCAUGCUCUGCAGAUUGUGGGCGAAAGAGCUGGGUGAAAUAGCAUCAGUGCUGGAGAACAAUAACAUUAAGUUGAUAGGCAUCGGUGUCGAAGAAGAUGGCUGCAAGGAGUUUGUCGAACGGAAAUUCUUUGAUGGAGAUCUUUACUACGUGGAAGACAUAUCCACGUACCAAGCACUUCACUUCAAGAGGUUCAACGUGGUCACAAUCAUCACAUCACUUUUCUGGAAACAGUCCAGAGAAGCUGUGUUCAAAGGCCGAGAUAUGGGACUCGGUGGGGAUUUGAGAGGUGAUUGGGUGCAAGUCGGCGGCGCGUUGCUGGUCGAAAAAGGCGGGAAAUUGCUCCAGCAUUUUGUUCAGCAUGGACCCGGGGAUCACUUGCCUAAUCUCGAGAUUUUGAAGCAUUUCGGAUUGGAGAAUGAAUACAGACCAGAGACAAUGACAAAUAAAAAUCGUCAGGACUCGCUGUGCACCACAGACGCGUCGUAAGACCUGGAUGAUGCUACUAGAGCGGCACUCACUCGCACCCAUACAUACAGUAUGGACCGAGCGGCGAUGUAAUAGUAAGGUGUGAUAUUCAAUCCAUUGACCCUUCUCUACGGUGUUUAAAAUAUUCGGUCGAACGCAGCCGUCGAUGGACAGACUGCAAUGAGAAAUUCUCAAUGAUUACGAAAUAAAGGAUUUAAAGAAAGUUUUAUACAAAUCUCAGUGUUUGUUAUCGAACUGCUGCCAUUACGGCUAUCUCAGUGUCAUUGAACUCCUCGGGAAUGGCUUGACCUAUUUUUAUGUUUUCUUUUGGAGUAUAUUUGCUAGGUCUGAGAAUAAGUUGUAGGCUAUUAUUGAUACCCUAAGGUAAUAACGGUGGUCCUAUUCAGAUAUUUCUAAAAUAUCCCGCACAACCACAUUGUGGAAUCACCUUCCAGUAAAGGUAUUUCCGAACCGAUACAGUAUUGAAACCUUCGAAAAAAAAAAAGAGUUUAUUACUUUUUAAAACUUACUUGCAAUUCCCUUGGUGUUGCGGUUGAGAUAAGGUUUUAGAUAAGGCAGUGGAACUACAGGGUACGAGGCAUGACAUCUUAGUCCUCCGGAAUGGCAACGCUAGAGUAGUAUCACGGACAUGGUAACGUGAUAUCCAUGGUGCUGUUCAUGUACAUAGACGACGGUUAUCAUUUAUAGUGUUUUGUUUGUUUGCCACAUCAAUUACAUAAAAAAGUGCCUUUACUAUAAGAAAGUAUAUCAAAGUACUAUUUCCUAUGAUUGUAUCUAUUGCCCUAAGGUUGCCUUGAAAAGUUUGAUUUCAGAAAUAGGUUCGUCUUGUUGUAUUUGUACACAUAUGUUUAGUUUUCUGAUUAAUUGUACUUAUUAUUAUCAUUAACAUUGUAUAAUGUAGAUAAAGCAUAUGCUAUCUAUCUAUCUAUUUACCAAAUCACAGGGUACGACACACUUGUUCUUAAGAAUGGCAACGCUUUAGGGGUACCACUGGCAUCACAUGAUGACGUGAUAUCCGUUGUGCUGAUCAUGUAUAUAGGUGACGGAUUGCCUCUUUCAAACAGGGCGGCCAUUCCACCAUUCUAAUUUUUUUAUACUACAACGAUGGCAAACAAGCAUGCGGCCCAUCUGGUGGUUAACGGUUAUCAUAACCUAUGGACCUAGUUCAGGGCAUGCAAUGUUAUACCCCUCGUGUUUCAGGCAUCUAUAGGCUACGGUAAUCGUUCACUAUCAGAUGGGCCGUAUGCUUGAUUGCUAUUGGUACACCGCUACAAUGUACAGUUCAUUUUAUGUAAAAUAAAAAUUACAGUAUCAAUGGAUCGAAUAUUACAAAUGUAAUUCACACAUCUAUGUAAUAAUGCACGGAUUGG